Molecule: messenger RNA, 425 nt
Organism: Stylophora pistillata
Lineage: Eukaryota; Metazoa; Cnidaria; Anthozoa; Scleractinia; Pocilloporidae
Source: RefSeq, a predicted model, not a curated record
ACCAGCGUGGAUUCAACAUGGCGGCCAUUUCGAUAAGUUCACUCACUUCUUUCUUCUCUGAUGAAUCCUCAAGGAUUCAGCGUGGCGAAAAUCAUUACAAAUCGGGUCAUAUUGAGUCUUGUUAUUAUUCUGACGGAAUUAUUCGAGGGUCUGUCCAAGCUAGCAUGAAGAACAAGUCCUAUAAAGUAACAAUCAACCUUCAUGGCAGUGAAAUAUCAUCAACGCAGUGUAAUUGUCCUCGUGGAGAGUAUAAAUGUAGCCAUGCUGCGGCUCUUGCAAUUUAUUGCAUCCAUAAUAUAAGCAGAACGGACGUCCAAUGUGAGUGGAAAAAGCAAAAAGGUCCAGACAAAACUAAGCCAGUAGAAGAAAUAUAUCCAUCCCCGAAAGAUUAUAUUUGCUUAAAAAGAGAAGUAACAGAUGAAUAA